This is a messenger RNA of Austrofundulus limnaeus, 1107 nucleotides long. It is a transcript of the gene arl8, whose product is annotated as ADP-ribosylation factor-like 8. The coding region runs from base 324 to 863 and encodes 179 amino acids. NCBI's taxonomy places the organism in Eukaryota, Metazoa, Chordata, Actinopteri, Cyprinodontiformes, Rivulidae. Gene Ontology annotation, molecular function: GTPase activity; GTP binding. The record is from RefSeq and is a predicted model, not a curated record. The transcript is spliced from 6 exons.
UAGCAGCUAACGGGCACGAGUUGUUGUCAGCUGUGUGGACUCGUCGCUGGGCUGAACGGACGGCUUGUCUCAGUCAGUAGUCGGUAAUUAGUCACCCCCCAACUAUUGUUGUCCUUGGCGUCAGGUUCGUAUUAUCCGGUACCGGGCCGUAUGGAGUCUUCGUUUAAAUCUUUGGGUUGGUGCUCUUCUUCUGGCAAGAAAACGUCCAGCUAAUGUUAGCUCGCCGAAGCCUUCCACGGACGGCGUGUGGACGAAGGAGCGGAGAAGCUCAGAGCUGCUGGCCGCUCUACUGACGGGGACAUAGGCUCGUUUCAACCCGAACAAUGGGCCUAAUAUUCGCCAAACUGUGGAGCUUCUUUUGUAACCAAGAGCACAAGGUGAUCAUUGUAGGACUGGACAACGCAGGAAAAACCACUAUACUCUACCAGUUUCUGAUGAACGAGGUGGUGCACACGUCACCCACCAUCGGCAGCAACGUGGAAGAGAUCGUGGUGAAGAACACCCACUUCCUGAUGUGGGACAUAGGGGGACAGGAGUCCCUCAGGUCCUCCUGGAAUACCUACUACUCCAACACGGAGUUCAUCAUUCUGGUGGUUGACAGCACAGACAGAGAGAGACUGGCYAUCUCCAAAGAGGAGCUCUACCGAAUGCUAGCUCAUGAGGACCUGCGCAAAGCAGCGGUGUUGAUAUUUGCCAAUAAACAGGACAUGAAGGACUGCAUGUCUGCAGCAGAGAUUUCCAAAUACCUCACCCUGAGCKCCAUUAAAGACCACCCCUGGCACAUACAAUCCUGCUGUGCUCUUACAGGAGAGGGUUUAUGCCAAGGCCUGGAGUGGAUGACCUCCAGAGCUGGACUCAGAUAGCCUCUGGUUCUGCCAUCAACAGUCUGACUACCUUCAUCACAGCAUCAUGUCCUUCCUGGCUUAUAGUUCCUUUCAUUUCCCCUUUUUAUGGAACAUUGCACCGGCACAGGACAAGCACAUGGAUGUCCAACGUCGUCGUUGCUUCUCCUGCUGACCAGCUACGAAUAUUUAGAGACUUGCUAUUGGAACAAGCAGUGACUUUUACUAAAGAAUGAUCUUUUCUCACAUUCUACACUACAUAUCA